CGGUAGUUGGCUGACAUAUACACACCCUCUGUGACAUACAAAUAUGUACAUAGACACUACAUUGUACAUGCACACGGCGACAUACACACUACGACAUAUAGAUAUACAUGAUAUCAAACACGAACACAUACACACACACAUAAACACACGCAUUCUUAUAUGAGGAGAUGACGUUGAAUAUUUUUAAAUUGCAGUUGCUCUUAAAGUUAACGGAGCUGACCAAGCGUUCCUGUGACAAACACAUUAAACUAAAACUAAAACUCAACGAUCAACUUUGCUGAUAAAUCUACGCCUGGCAAUAUGUUUCACCACGUAGUAUCAUAUAGACGGUCUCUUGUGUUGAUACUGUGUACGAUAUUGUUUUUGGAGACUCAAGCUGAUUCAGAUAUAUGCAAGAUAUGUACUUGCAAUUCACUUACAACGAGAAUAAAUUGUGCACGUCGCAAUUUACUAUCAAUUCCACAACCAAUUCCGACGAAUGUUGAAUAUUUAUAUCUUUCCGAGAACAACAUUUCAACCAUCAAAGAAGGUGUAUUCACGGGGCUUUCCAAUUUAAAAAAAGUAGAUCUUGGCUACAAUAAAAUUUCAAGGAUUGAAAAAGAGAUGUUUCAAGGCCUUCACAGCUUAGAGAAAUUAGAACUGUGGAACAACAACAUUGCAACCAUCAAAGAAGGAGCAUUCACGGGGCUUUCACAUUUAAAAGAAUUGUAAGUUCGUUC
This is a messenger RNA of Octopus sinensis (East Asian common octopus), 719 nucleotides long. RefSeq names its product leucine-rich repeat-containing protein 4-like. The transcript is spliced from 5 exons. Gene Ontology annotation, molecular function: protein binding. NCBI's taxonomy places the organism in Eukaryota, Metazoa, Mollusca, Cephalopoda, Octopoda, Octopodidae. The coding region runs from base 301 to 711 and encodes 136 amino acids. Gene Ontology annotation, cellular component: plasma membrane. The record is from RefSeq and is a predicted model, not a curated record.